Messenger RNA from Eupeodes corollae, 3007 nucleotides. Its product is annotated as ubiquitin carboxyl-terminal hydrolase 3-like. Lineage: Eukaryota; Metazoa; Arthropoda; Insecta; Diptera; Syrphidae. Gene Ontology annotation, biological process: protein deubiquitination. Gene Ontology annotation, cellular component: cytoplasm. Bases 71 to 2140 code for a protein of 689 amino acids. Gene Ontology annotation, molecular function: zinc ion binding; cysteine-type deubiquitinase activity. The transcript has 7 exons. The record is from RefSeq and is a predicted model, not a curated record.
AGUGAAGUUUCCCGUGUUACUCCCUGAGACUGAAAAAAGACAUAAAGAAGAAUUAGAUCCCAGCCCAGUGAUGGACUGCCCACAUCUGAGUGACAAUUGCAAGAUAAAUCGUGGAUUAAUACGAACAAAAAAGUGUCAGCUGAUUGAUGGACGUAGCACGGUUACGGGUACAGGUACGGGUGCGGGUACAAUCACGGGCACCCAUCCCAGCCCAAGUUCCAGUGCCAGUCAAACAGGAACAGCAAAGGAAGAAGGUGGGGUGCUUCUCGUGGCAGCGGACAGCACAAGCAACAGCAGUGGUUCCGUCCUCCCUGUGGUGGUAACGCCCGUCACCGUCACAGUCGGCAUCAGUGGUCAUCAUAACCAAAACCAACAGCAGCAAAAAUUAUGGAAAUGUUCAGAAUGCAAGUCGGAGAAAAACAAUUGGAUCUGUUUGCAUUGUGGGGCAGUAUUAUGUGGCCGUUAUGAAAAAGCCCAUGCCUUAAGUCAUUUUAAGGCGAAAAAUCAUAAAGUCUGUAUGAAUACUCUUGAUUAUUCUGUAUUUUGUUACAAAUGUGAUGAUUUUGUUAUAAAUGAAACACACUCAGUUGAAGAACUUCGACAAGAACUCAAAAGUGAAGAUGAUUCAUGUUCGGAGACGUCCUCAUCAUCAAAAUCACAACAAGAAACUGCAAGUGUUUCGUCCAAUGAUUCUGGGUGGGAGGAUACACCAAAACCAGGGAGAAAAUUAAGACCAAGGAAGAGGACAAUUUCAAGUGAGAGUGGAGAUAGUGCGGCGACUCCUAAAAGGAAGUCACUUAGAAAGGUUGUAGGAUUACGGAAUUUGGGCAAUACUUGCUUUAUGAAUUCUGUUCUACAAUCGCUAAGCAACAUCAAAGAGUUUAGUUGUUAUUUUAAUGCCCUUCCCUGUCUAGAACCCAGCGGCAAACAGAAACAACAACGGGUCUAUUGUUCGCGAAGUUUAAAAGAAAGCAUGAGCGAUGCGAAUGUGGUGGAAGAAUUACGCAAAGUGUUGUUAAAUCUCAGCAAGGGCGGCGAUGGUUCCAAAGCGAUAUCACCUGAAUGUUUAUUCUUGGUUAUUUGGAAGGUAGUUCCUCAAUUUCGUGGUCAUCGUCAACAUGAUGCCCAUGAAUUCUUACGCUACAUGCUCGAUCGCCUCCACACCGAGUUGCAACACCUAAGCAUUGACGUGACUCCACUUUUGGCUGCUGAAUGCAAAGCUGCCACGACCAUAGGAACAAGCAAUGGUAAGUCCAUCGCAUAUGGAAAUAUCAAUUCUAUUGGUCCGUCGUGCUACAAAGAUGUUGUCUCAUCAUCAUCAUCAUUCACUCUAUCACAAUCAUCACCAUCUUCAUCUGCAUCUCCUUCUACACCAGCGAAUAGCAAUUACAAAGGUGGACGCAGUUCGAUUGUGACAAAUGUUUUUGGUGGAACUCUGCAGAGCGAAGUGCGAUGUCUGAUUUGUGGCAUGGAGAGCAAGAAGCAUGAUCCUUUUCUUGAUUUGUCAUUGGACAUUCCGGAGAAAUUCUAUAAGGAAUGUGCAGCAAGUAGUUCGACUCUAAGUGGCAAUGCAGGUGGAACAGGAGCGACCUCAGGGAAUGGUUCAACACCAACUAAGGUCAAACCACUUUGUAACAUAAGUGACUGUUUAUCAAGUUUUACUGAGGUUGAAGAAUUAGCCGAAACUGAGCUAUACUAUUGCAGCUCUUGCAAAUGCAAGCAGCGAUCUACAAAGCGUUUCUGGAUCCGAAGGCUACCUAAUGUGCUUUGCUUGCAUAUCAAGAGGUUUAGGUGGAAUAAUUUUUUCAGAACCAAACUGGAUUUGAGGAUUUCAUUCCCUAUAAAAUCCCUGGAUAUGUCGCAAUACGUUCUCAAUAACAUGCCAGAAACAAGGAGGACCAGUCAGUCGUGUAAUGUUUACGAUUUGGCAGCUGUAAUUGUUCAUCAUGGCAAUGGUUCGAGUUGUGGUCAUUAUACAUCUUUUGCAAUCAACAAUGGCACAUGGUUACAUUUCAAUGAUCAUACCGUUAAGGAAGUUCCCUCAUCGGCUGUGGCCGAAUGCAAACCAUACAUACUCUUCUACAUUCGAAGAGACAUCAAUGGCAGUACAAUCAACAGUUUGAAUAUUAAAAACUCAUGAGAUUAAUAACAUAAACAAAAACAACAACAACAAAAUAGUAUAUCGAUUUAAGACAGUACAUUUUUCUUAGUUAGGUUUUAAGAGACUGAUUUCCCCAUAAACCAUUUACAUACAUUUGCAUUUUAUAUAAUAUGUAUACUUCUUUGUUUGAUAUAUUUUCUUUCUAUCUCUUUAUCUCUCCUUACCCUAAUGCCUAAUCUGUAUUCCAUGCCCUCGACCCGCCCCCUCAAAAUAUGACAAAUUCAAUUUUGAUUAAAUUCCUAUUGUUAGUUUUUGUGUUUAUUUAAAUAGAAACAGAUAAAACCGAUGGAAGUAUUAAAUUGUAAAUAUUUAAAACAAGAAAAAAAAAGAAGAAAUCAAUUCUAAAUAAAAGAGCUACAAAAUUAUUUCAAAAUAAACUUCAAAAAUUAGAGACAGACAGACAGAAAAUUAAGGUCUGAUUUUAUUUUAUGAUAUUACAGAACUCACACGCUUAGUUGGAAAUUUAAAUUCGUUUUCUUUUUCUUCAUAAACAAAAGAGAAACUUGAAAAUUCAAAUUUUUGUUCAUUGUGGAGCAGAAAAUCUUUCAAAAACGUUAUUUAUUUAUUAGGCUAAAAAGAUUAUAUAAAUCAUAUUCAAGUCUAUCUACUUUGAUCCUUUGAAAGCAAAACAAAAAUUAAGCAACUUUUGGCAGAACACCAAACUACAUAUUUGGAAAAUACUUGCAAAACAAAAAUAAAUGAAUGCAUAUAAAUUAUCAAAAUUAUAUCCCAGCAAUUAAAAUAAAAUUAUUUAAAAAAAAAAACAAUAUAAACAAAUUGGAUGCAAAUAAUUAAAUUGUCUUAACUAAAAAAAAUGAAGAAAUAAUAAUAUUAAAGGAAAAGAAA